Messenger RNA from Maniola jurtina (meadow brown), 1666 nucleotides. Its product is annotated as porphobilinogen deaminase. Gene Ontology annotation, cellular component: cytoplasm. Gene Ontology annotation, biological process: heme biosynthetic process. Lineage: Eukaryota; Metazoa; Arthropoda; Insecta; Lepidoptera; Nymphalidae. The transcript is spliced from 7 exons. Gene Ontology annotation, molecular function: hydroxymethylbilane synthase activity. The record is from RefSeq and is a predicted model, not a curated record. The coding region runs from base 242 to 1471 and encodes 409 amino acids.
UUGACAGUUGACAUUUCUUAUCGAAAGUUUAUCGUACAUGGUUACGAUAACUUAAAAAUAAUUUAAAACAGUUUAAUAGUUUUAUUAUUACUUGUCCACUACAGUGUUAGUGACAAGUAUUUGAUUAGUUUUUACGAUAAUAAUGCCUAAAGUGUAGUUAAAGGCGCCUUUUUAGAUUUUCUUUAGUGUUAUGUUAUAACCUAUAAAAUUUAUUUCUAUUCAAAUUAAUUAUAUUCUUGAAAUGGAUAAUCAAGGGAAACAUGUUAUUCGUGUCGGUUCGAGGAAGAGCGAGUUGGCGCUCAUUCAAACUAAUUUUGUUAUUGACAGCUUAAAGAAAGUUUAUCCUGAUAAAGAAUUUAAGAUAGUAACCAUGACAACGUUAGGUGAUAGAAUCCUGGACGUCUCCCUGCCGAAGAUUGGAGAGAAAUCUCUGUUCACCAAAGACCUGGAGGAUGCUUUAAGAAAUGACACUGUAGACUUUGUAGUACAUUCCCUGAAAGAUUUACCUACUUCGCUGCCUGAUGGACUAGCUAUUGGAGCUGUGUUUGAAAGGGAAGACCCCAGAGAUGCUUUAGUUUUACGUGAUGAUGUCAAGGAAUGCACUUUAGCGUCUCUACCUACUGGUUCAGUUAUUGGUACUUCCUCACUCCGACGCACUGCGCAGCUAAGAGGAUCGUUCCCACAUUUGUCGAUAACAGACGUUCGUGGUAACCUCAACACUAGACUGCGUAAGCUGGAUGCGCCCACCAAGGAAUAUUCCGCCUUAUUACUCGCUUAUUCCGGGCUUCAGAGAAUGGGCUGGGGAAAUCGGAUAUCCAGGGUACUGUCAUGUGCUGAGAUGAUGUACGCAGUUGGCCAAGGCGCCUUGGCGGUGGAGUGUCGGUCGGAUAACCAACAGUUACUGGACAUGUUGGCGCCCUUUAACCAUCCAGAAACGUACUGCAGGAUAUUGGCUGAAAGGAGCUUUCUUAAGACUUUGGGUGGCGGUUGCAGUGCUCCAGUAGGCGUGUCGACAAAACUAAAGCCCCUAGACACAAACUUCCAACUAACAAUCACAGGCGGAGUCUGGAGUCUUGACGGCCUCACCAAAGUCGAGCACACAUUGGAACAAACAUUUGCUCAAAUAAAACAAACGCACAAACACAAACUCAGUCCUACCGAAGAGGGUAGUAACAAAAAACUUAAGGUUGACGACGAAAAUGCCGACGAACAAUCAAAUGACAAUAAUUCCGACGAAAUCGAUAAAAGCGUUGAGAAAAUCGAAAAUCCAACAAAUAUUUUAGAUGAUUUAGAUAAAAAGACUAGAAUUUUCUGCGGUCUAACAGAAAAUCCUAAUAUUCCAAUAGAUGUUAUAAUCAAAUGUGAUAACUUAGGACGCGAUUUAGCUAAUGAGUUGAUAUCUAAAGGUGCUUUAGAUGUAAUGAAAGUUACGCAGGACCUCAUUCGGAGCUCUAUUGUUAAGAGCUCUUGACGGGUACUUAGAUAUUGUUAUAGAAGAAUUAUUAUUAUUAAAUAUGGCGCAUAUUUUUAUACCGUUAAUAUCGAAUACUUAUACUAAAGAUGCCUGCGACUUCGUCCGCGUGGAUUUUGGUUUUUAAAGAUCCCGUGGGAGCUGGUUGGUUUUCUGGGAUAAAAAGUUGCCUAUGUCAAUUACAUGGACGUAAGC